Messenger RNA from Pseudophryne corroboree (corroboree frog), 870 nucleotides. Its product is annotated as alpha-2-macroglobulin-like protein 1. Bases 1 to 870 code for a protein of 289 amino acids. NCBI's taxonomy places the organism in Eukaryota, Metazoa, Chordata, Amphibia, Anura, Myobatrachidae. The transcript is spliced from 8 exons. The record is from RefSeq and is a predicted model, not a curated record.
AUGCAUGUAGCGACUAUUUCUGAUGGGAAUGUCAUAAGCGUGUAUGUAAAGCUCAAAGAGUCAGAGAAAUUUGCAUUGAAUGAUACUGAAGACGUAGUCCUUGGAUCCAAGACGGCAGAGGUCACUGUAACAGGUGACAUAAUGGGAAGGCCUCUGGACCAUUUAGAUAAUCUCCUGCAGCUGCCGCAUGGCUGUGGAGAGCAGAACAUGAUUAAAUUGGGCCCUGUCAUAGCGACUAUACUAUACUUCAGCAUCACAGGACAACUAACAGAUGAGAUUAGUGAGAAAGCACAAGGUUUAAUGGAAGAAGGUUAUCAGAACGAACUGAACUUUAGGCACACUGAUGGGUCAUAUAGUGCAUUUGGGAAUAAAGACCCCUCAGGAAACAGUUGGCUUACGGCAUUCGUAGCUCGUGUUUACUUUCUUGCUGAGCAAUAUAUUUCUGUAAAUUACACACAUAUUUCUGAGUGUCUGAAUUGGCUGAAGAGCCAGCAGCAGGAAGAUGGCUGCUUUAAAAAUGUGGGCUCUCUUAUUCACCGGGAACUCCAGGGUGGGGUGGAUAGUGCGACCGCACUUACAGCAUAUAUCACUGCAACAUUCGUACUAAUAGGCGAUCCACAAUAUGAUGACGUAAUAAAUAAGGCAAAGACAUGUCUGGGGAAGUGCACUGAGCCGGAAAGUUCUACCUACACAAAGGCACAGUGUGCCUACACCUUUACUCUACUUGGUGACACAGAAAAGAGGACCCAACUUUUAAAGCAGCUAAAUACAGUAGCCAUAGAGAAAGAUUACAAAGGGGUGUGCUGCUUCCCCUCCCUGGAUAUUGGGGUCCCCGAUAAAUGGGAGGUGUAUCGAUACUCAGGGAUUUAA